CUGGGCUCCUGUGCCAGGGCCAGGUCUCCCGUGAAACCCCAGCGCGAGAGGCAUGCUCUGGCUCUGAGCAGGGCCAUCCUGCAUGCCUAAUCGGCUAUUUAAGGAGCUGUUGGCCAACAACCCAGGCAGCCCCGCUCCCCACGUACACCCAUCGAGAGCCACCUUAAAAGCAGAAGGCAAUUGUGAAGUCGCUGGCCAGCAAGUAGAGUGAAGACUGCAGAGGGAGAUAAAAAAGAGAGGGCAGAGAGAGAAGGCUGCGAGAUUUGUCCUGGGGACCUGGAAAGGACCUGGAAACCCACCGUAGCCUACUGAAAACCAACUGCCCUAGAAGCCUGCAGAGACACAGAGACAGCAAGAGAAAAAGAGAUAAAAACAUUCAACUUUAGGAUUCUCUCUCCUCUAGUCCUCUAGUCUCCAAACUCCCAGUACCUUGUGCUCCUUCUGAGGAUACCAUCAUGUUCUUCAUUCUCCUGCUACAGGUGAUUUGGAUCCUGGCUGCAUUCGGGGGUCAACACUGGACAUAUGAGGGCCCACAUGGUCAACACCAUUGGCCAGCCUCUUACCCUGAAUGUGGAAGCAAUGCCCAGUCCCCCGUCAAUAUCCAGACAGACAGUGUGACUUUUGACCCGGAGUUGCCCCCUCUGCAGCCCCAUGGAUAUGACCAGCCUGGCACCAAGCCUUUGGAGCUGCACAAUAAUGGCCACACAGUACAACUCUCUCUACCCCCUACUUUGUAUCUGGAGGGACUUCCCCGGAAAUAUGUAGCUGCCCAGCUCCACCUGCACUGGGGUCAGAAAGGAUCCCUAAAGGGGUCAGAACACCAGAUCAACAGUGAAGCCACAGCUGCAGAGCUCCACAUCGUACAUUAUGAUUCUGAUUCCUAUAACAGCUUGAGUGAAGCUGCUCCAAGGCCUCAGGGCCUGGCUGUCUUGGGCAUCCUCAUUGAGGUGGGUGAGACAAAUAAUCCAGCUUAUGAACACAUUCUGAGUCACUUGCAUGAAAUCAGGUAUAAAGAUCAGAGUACCUCAGUGCCUCCCUUCAGCGUGAGAGAGCUGCUCCCCCCAGUGCUGGCACAGUUCUUCCGCUACAAUGGCUCACUCACCACACCCCCCUGCUACCAGAGUGUGCUCUGGACAGUCUUCAAUCGAAGGGCCCAGAUCUCAAUGGAACAGCUGGAGAAACUUCAGGAGACACUGUUCUCUACGGAGGAGGAGCCCUCUAAGCUCCUGGUACAGAACUACCGAGCCCCCCAGCCUCUCAACCAGCGAACGGUCUUUGCUUCAUUCAUCCAAGGAUCCUCGUAUACCACAGGUGAAAUGCUGAGCCUAGGAGUGGGAAUCUUGGUUGGCUGUCUCUGCCUUCUGCUGGCUGUUUAUUUCAUCGCUAGGAAGAUUCGGAAGAAGAUGCUGGGAAACCAGAAGAGUGUGGUAUUCACUUCAGCACAAGUCAGCGAGGCAUAGACUCCCUCUCGGACAUCAUGGAUACCUUCUCAUCACACCUGUCAGGGAGCUUCUAGAAUGGGGUGCAGGGACUGGCCAUAAAUACUGUAGAAAUAGCAGGCAGGCACCCCUCCUUCCUCCAGACAGGCUCUCAUUCAAGGAAGAACAGCCGAGCCUUCAGUCUCUCAAAACAUAGAGGAGGAGAUCAGGAGACCCCUACAUUGAUAAUGCAGAGGGCAAACUGUGUUUAGUUGUAGGGGAAGUUGGGAAUGUGCUCCAAAAUCCCCCACUCCCUCUCCUUUAUGUCCCUUUCCCUAGAUAUGGGCAGGAUAUCUCUUUAGGAAAAAGGGCUGCUGUUUGGGGGGUUAUAUUUUUGUUCAAUAUAUUUGGAAAUUAAAGUUUCUGACCCAU
Molecule: messenger RNA, 1850 nt
Organism: Miniopterus natalensis
Lineage: Eukaryota; Metazoa; Chordata; Mammalia; Chiroptera; Miniopteridae
Source: RefSeq, a predicted model, not a curated record